GUUUUGCAUUUGAGUCUAAUUUUGUGUUUUCAAAACAUAAACUAUUUAUUUAUUUUUGUUAAUACUUUUGGUUGUGUUUUGUUUUGUCUGAACAUUAAAUCCGAUCACUAAUUAUGAUAUGAUAUACGAUGUGAUCGUCGGCUCCAACUCUUCGCGUCUCUCCUCCUCUCGUCAGCCAAACCGCAGACACCUCUUCGUCGCCCCAAACGGCGCCUCCGAUGACCACAACUCGUGUCCGCCACUCGUUGUUGACAUUGAAUCGCAUCCAAAGACGUCUUCGUCCAGACAUUAGACAAACAAUCGGUGCCAACACAGGAAGUGGUGGUCGACCGACACUUUGCCGACCAAUUGGUGCCCAAAGUAUUGGCCGCUCAAUACACAGCUCAAGACAGGUGUCGGGCGUUGUGUUGAAGUGAGUGGUUGUCACCGAUGAACGACCUGAUCGGCGGCGAAGAGCUCAUUGGCGGCGACUGCGAGCGCAAGCAGUCGUCGGCGGCCGCGACGGCCGUUAACCACAAGUUCACACUUCAGGAGAGGAUUGAGUUGAUUAAGAUCUUCUACAGCGGCAAGAGUUUGAAACAGACGGCGCGUGUGUUCGCCGAACGCCAUCCCGAUUGCGAUCAUUUGCCCACUUCUUCGGGUAUCACACGACUGGUCAGGAAGUUUGAGACCACAGGUUCAGUGCUGGACAAGCGAAUCCCCGGCCGUCCGAAGACCAGUCGCGUCCAAUUGACGACCAAACAGUCGGAGCUGAGCGCAUGUGAAUACCCCGGCUGUCAGUACGUGAGUAACAAGAAGUGUAUGGCUCGACACAAGUUGGUCCACAAGACUGAGCGUAACUUUGUGUGCGAUUGGCCCGACUGUGACAAGCGAUUCAAGUCCAGCCUGAGUCUGAAGAAUCACCUGCGGAUCCAUUACGACGACAAGCGGUACGCGUGUAAUUGGCCCGGAUGUCAGUACCGGUGCGUCGAUUCCGGUAAUAUUCGCAAACACAAGAAGAUUCACGAGAAGCAGUUCCGCGGUCUCCUCAAGACAUCCGACUUUCAGAAUAAAACUGAUCUGAAGAUGAAAUCCGACGGCAGUUCCGAAGAGAAAGAGGACAAUAGUAUCGACUUUUGA
Messenger RNA from Medioppia subpectinata, 1119 nucleotides. NCBI's taxonomy places the organism in Eukaryota, Metazoa, Arthropoda, Arachnida, Sarcoptiformes, Oppiidae. The record is from the annotation of a GenBank genome assembly.